Molecule: messenger RNA, 971 nt
Organism: Schizosaccharomyces cryophilus OY26
Lineage: Eukaryota; Fungi; Ascomycota; Schizosaccharomycetes; Schizosaccharomycetales; Schizosaccharomycetaceae
Product: spindle checkpoint protein Mad2
Exons: 3
Coding region: 10-618 (202 amino acids)
Biological process (GO): mitotic spindle assembly checkpoint signaling
Cellular component (GO): cytoplasm; kinetochore; nucleoplasm
Source: RefSeq, a predicted model, not a curated record
CAACAAAUUAUGGCGGCAGCACCUGUUCGAUCAAAUCUCUCCUUAAGAGGCUCAUCUAAAGUAAUUAGUGAAUUUUUUGAAUACGCGGUGAAUUCUAUCCUUUUUCAACGCGGUAUCUAUCCACCUGAAGAUUUCAAAGUAGUGCGUAAAUAUGGGAUAAGUAUGCUUGUCACAGUGGACGAAGAAGUCAAAACAUACAUUAGAAAGAUUAUAUUACAACUUCAUCGUUGGACCUGUGGAGGAAAGAUACAAAAAGUUGCUUUAGUUAUCACAAACAAAGACUCUGGGGAAGAUUUAGAACGCUGGCAGUUUAACGUUGAAAUCCUGCAAAAAGAUACUACGACAGUGGCAGAACAUGCCCAGGAUGAGUCCAAAAUUCAAAAGGAAGUUCAGGCUCUAAUUCGCCAAAUUACAGCAACCGUGACUUUUUUGCCCCAACUCGAAGGACGCUGUACAUUCAAUGUGCUAGUUUACGCCGAUCGCGACAGUGAAGUCCCUACAGAUUGGGUGGAUAGCGACCCCCGCUUAAUUAAGAAUGCAGAACAAGUCCAGCUACGAAGCUUUAGUACCAGCAUGCAUAAAAUUGAUUGUCAGGUUGCCUAUCGCUUUGAUCCGUAAUUCAAUUUCCGAAUGCUUUUGCGACCCAAAAGUAACCUCUCAAUAGAACUAUUAUAAUCAACGAUGUCAAACGCUAGACUCUUCCGAGUGGUCUACAAUGGGACCGAUUCCUUCCUUCAUGAAAUGGGCAUUCUAUUUGCUUUUGUUUAUUUACUUUCCUUUACCGAGUUCUAUGAUCGAUUUCGAUAUCAACUUUUUCGCUUACGAUACAUCUUUUUAUAAAAGGUCGUCAUCACCGUUAUCCCUUUUUUGCGUGGCGUCGCUAUAAUACGCAAUUAAAAUCGAUUCACUUGUGCUAUGUAAAAUUAGAAUCACCCAUUCACCAAGAGAUUGUACGAAAAGUGCUAAGGCUU